Malania oleifera is the source of this 2130-nucleotide messenger RNA. RefSeq names its product protein LIKE EARLY STARVATION, chloroplastic. The transcript is spliced from 4 exons. The record is from RefSeq and is a predicted model, not a curated record. Gene Ontology annotation, molecular function: starch binding. Gene Ontology annotation, cellular component: starch grain; chloroplast stroma. Gene Ontology annotation, biological process: regulation of starch metabolic process; starch metabolic process. Lineage: Eukaryota; Viridiplantae; Streptophyta; Magnoliopsida; Santalales; Ximeniaceae. Bases 138 to 1889 code for a protein of 583 amino acids.
GAGCUCCCCCGCUCUCACGCAAUCUUUCCUACUUUAAAUUCCCACCGUCACCACCAGGCGCCUGCUUCAUCUUCUCCCCGCUCUCUUCAUUUCCAUACUCUCUCCAAGCUGCCACUGCAAAUCCCCAUUUCCCACCAAUGGCUUCUCACUUGGGCACCAUCGCCCUCCUCCCCAUUUCCCAGAGGAGCUGUCAAUCUUUUUUGCCGGCAAAAGAGCUACUGGAGCCCGCGCGAUCGACCGGACGAAGAAGCGGCACACGCAGAAGGAGCUUGAAGAUCAGGGUUUCAUAUAGCGGGGAAUCGUAUCUGAGCAUGUGGAAGAAGGCGGUGGAACGCGAAAGGAAGGAAAUGGAGUUUCAGAGGAUAUCGGAGAGCUCGCGAAGCGUGGGUGAUGAGGGGAAGGAGAAGGAGGGGAAGGAGGAGGGGGAAGAGGAGGAGGAGGAGAGCGCGGAGGAUAUGGAGAGGAAGAGCAACGAAUUCAGGAAGAUUCUGGAAGUUUCUAGGGAGGAGAGAGACCGGAUUCAGCGAAUGCAGGUGAUCGAUCGGGCAGCGGCGGCGAUUGCGGCCGCUCGUGCGGUGCUUAGCGAGGGUAAUUCUUUGCCCAAAGGGGAUUCGGGUGAUUCCGGCUCGCCGGGGAAUGAGGAUUCCAAGAGCGAGAGCAGGGAAGAGGACGGGACUCAGCAGGGAGGAAGGCAGGGUGAGAGCUUUUCUGUACCUAAUUUUGGAACUUCUGGAAGUGGAACACCAGGUCCAGACUUUUGGUCAUGGACACCUCCUCCAGGUGAUGAGAGAAAAUCAGAGACAGUGGGAAAAACUUCUUCAGACCCAGUUAUGAAUGGUUCAGUUAUAGAGAAAGAGCGGUCUGUAGAUUUUCUAUCCUUACCACUUGAGAGUGUACUUUCAGACCCCAAACCCCCUCUACCACCUCUUCAAUCAUUGAUGGAUGUAGAAAAAGUUGAAGUCUCAAAUUCCCAUCUGGAAGCACCUUCCGUGGAAGAGGAACACAAACUUGGUGUUCUGUUUUCAGCGCAUGCAAUAGAAGCAGCUGAUGCUCUUGAUAAUGUGGAUGAAGCAUCAUCUAAUGGAGUGAAUCCAGAUGGAUCGAGGUGGUGGAAGGAGACAGGAAUUGAGAGACGACCUGAUGGCGUCAUUUGCAAAUGGACAUUGAUGAGGGGUGUCAGUGCUGACAAAGCCAUUGAGUGGGAAGAGAAGUUUUGGGAGGCUGCUGACCAGUUCGAUUAUAAGGAACUUGGUUCUGAGAAAUCAGGACGUGAUGCAGCAGGAAAUGUCUGGCGUGAGUAUUGGAGGGAAUCAAUGAGGCAGGAGGGAGAAUUCAUGCAUCUUGAGAAAACUGCAGAUAAGUGGGGUAAGAAUGGAAAGGGUGAUGAGUGGCAAGAGAAGUGGUGGGAACAUUAUGAUUCCUCUGGACAAGCAGAGAAAUGGGCACACAAGUCGUGCAGUAUUGACCCGAACACACAAGUUGAGGAUGGUCAUGCUCAUGUUUGGCAUGAAAGGUGGGGUGAGAAGUAUAAUGGACAUGGUGGUAGCACGAAAUACACAGAUAAAUGGGCUGAACGGUUUGAGGGUGAUGGCUGGACGAAAUGGGGUGACAAAUGGGAUGAGAACUUUGAUUCCAAUGGUCAUGGUGUCAAGCAGGGGGAGACAUGGUGGCAAGGCAAGAAGGGAGAGCAGUGGAAUCGCACCUGGGGCGAGGGCCACAAUGGUUCUGGAUGGGUGCACAAGUAUGGGAAGAGCAGCAGUGGGGAGCACUGGGACACCCAUGUGGAACAAGAUACAUGGUAUCAGAGAUUCCCACACUAUGGCUUUUUCCACUGUUUUGAAAAUUCAGUCCAGCUCAGGGAAGUUCAGAGGCCAUUGGAGACAUCAUGAAACACUUUGUCGUGUUGUUUUCAUUCCUUUGUUGGUUUGGACAUGUUGAGAUAUAUCAUAGGCAGUUGCAGGCAGAGAAAACAAGCGUUGUACCACAAAACUUACGUAUAUCUUCUUGUGAAUAAUCUUGAUUUCCAUGCCAAUAAUAUUAUUAUAUUUCUUCCAUGUAAUCUCCUCGUUCAGUGUAAUACUGAUGUGUUUGUAACAAAGAAGUUUAAUAAUAGUUUCUUUUGUUCCUAGA